AUGAAGAAAUCAGUGCAAGUCUAUAUCACUUCGGUUCCGAAAGCAUGCCGCCAGAGGAACUAUCUCGAUGCCGUCGGCAAUACUUCUACUUCUCCUGCUCCUGCAACUCGAACAACUCUUAUAAUGGCGCCUCUAUCCGACAACUCCAUGGCCAACAAGCUCUACCCCUCCCGCGGCAACCCCUGCCUUGAUCUGUUUUACAACGCCAAACCACACGACGCCUACCCCGUUCAUUCCCUCCAGUAUCUGAACCAACUGCUGCCGACGGCAUGGGCUCACAAUCCCACAACCACCUUCAAGCUCAUCUGCAACCUACUAGACCACCGUCCUCCCUAUUGCAAAAACUACAAAGAGGGUUUCGACACGGCGGCGUUUUGGCUCCACCACAACCACCCCAAGACCCUGGCCUGCAACCUCCCGUCCAUCGCCGGCUCCUUCGGCAGUUUAGAAACCGCUCUGGAUAUUCUAUCCCUGAUCCUACAACGCCAUGACCGCCGCCUCCAUCUCUCUGUCCACUCAAAGGACAGAAGAACCACCGGGGUCCCCCGGAGCGGACAGAAGUUCCUCGCCUACCUCGACAGGCACCAGAGCGACCCAGAUUAUCGGUUCUUACACGACUGCGUUUCGGAUCUGUUCGCAGAUUGCUUGAAGUUCGACAUACAAAAUUUCAACAAACACCAUCAGCAACAGCAGCAGAGUAUCAAUGACGGCGAUGAGGGCGAGACAUCUACUGAGCGCUUGGAGAUAACCUCGGCAGCGAAGUUUUGUCCUGACUUCGACUCCCCCUUCAACCGCGCCACCUUGCUCUGCGAGAGCAUCGCCAAGAAGGUUUUCCCGCGAGAAUCGUACCCGGAGUACCAAGGCAUUGAGGAGGCGGAUUACGCCGACAGAGUCCGGCGGCGGCUGAGGGAGGAGGUUUUGGUGCCCUUGAGGAAGCCCUUGAUGCCCCCCAACUAUUCCACACUUGUCAACUGGUCGGGUUAUAAUCCGGACCCCGAGCCCAAGCCCAAGACCAAGACCUGUGCGGUGGAGAAGUAUUUGGAGAAAGUGAAAGCAGCAGCCGCCGCCGGCGAGUUGAAGAUUAAGGCUUGUGCUUUGCUUCCACAUCACAUAGCACGCUAUGUGAAGAAGGAGGAUUUGGGUGAAGUGGCCGAGCUUCAGUGGAAGGCAAUGGUGGAGCACAUGAAAAAGCAGGGCAAGUUCAAAAACUGCUUGGCUGUAUAUGACAACUGGUUAAGCUUAAAGGCAGACUGCGGAGAUGAAAAAGUGGCGAUGGGGGCGGCUUUGGCAGUGAUGAUCUCUGAGCUGAGUGAAGAGCCAUGGAAAGGAAAGUUGAUGAAUUGCAGUGUAAAUACGCGGCUGCAUUCGUUAAACGGCCUCGAUAAUCUCAAGGCCAAGCUGGAGUUGGCGUUGAGGAUGGAGAUGGAGUACGAGGAGCGGCGGGUUGAUUUUGAGAAGGUGUUUGAUUUGGUUUUGGAGGUUGCAGUGAAGAAUGAUUUGAAGCCGGAGCAGAUGAUCAGGAGGGUGGUCGUGUUCUCUAGCGAGAAUGACUUUGAUGGGUGCUGGAAGACAGCGUAUGAGGAGAUACAGAGAAAGUUCAAAGACAAAGGGUACGGCGAUGUGGUGCCACAGAUUGUGUUUUGGAAUUUGAGAAGGUGUUCGACUGAUGCAGAUGUAGCUUCUGCACAGCAGGAAGGGCUGGAGAUGUUGAGUGGCUUCAAUGACAAUUUGGUCAGGUCCUUCUUGGACAAUGACGGCAAAAUUAAAUUUGGCCCUUACCAUGUCAACAUGGAAAGAGCCAUCUCUUACCCCAGAUAUCAAAAUCUAGUGGUUGUGGACUAA
Prunus armeniaca (apricot) is the source of this 1842-nucleotide messenger RNA. Lineage: Eukaryota; Viridiplantae; Streptophyta; Magnoliopsida; Rosales; Rosaceae. The record is from the annotation of a GenBank genome assembly.